ACAGUGUCAACGUUCGAAGUGCCCAAGCCCACUGGCGCCGCCACAGGUUCCUCGACAUUCUGCGCAGCAGGCGGAGUUCCAAAGAUCGUCAAAGACACUCCCAAGAAUGCCUUCGCCAAGUUCCAGCAAAUGGACCAGGCUACCAAGCCGGCAAGGCCCAGCUUUAGCGUUCCAGUUCGCGGAGGACCUACACGGAGUGCGAGCGACAUCAAGGAGAUGCUCCUGAACUGGUGUAAAAGCAAGACCAAAGGAUACGAGCACGUGGACAUCCAGAACUUCUCGACGAGCUGGAACGAUGGCAUGGCGUUCUGCGCGCUCAUCCACCACUUCUACCCGGACGCCUUCGACUACGAGCAGCUGGAGCCCAAGAACCGAAGGCACAACUUCGACCUCGCCUUCCGCACGGCCGAGGAGCAAGCGGGCAUCUCGCCGUUGCUCGACACGGAGGACAUGGUGCUGAUGAAGAAGCCCGACUGGAAGUGCGUCUUCACCUACGUGCAGAGCCUGUACCGCAACCUCGUCAACAAGGACUGAUCCCCCGUCGUAGAGAACCGACAACUCACACAUAUCUAGUCUCUCUAACGUUUACUUUUAUCGUUGUAUUUUU
This is a messenger RNA of Rhipicephalus sanguineus (brown dog tick), 607 nucleotides long. Its product is annotated as smoothelin-like protein 1. Bases 130 to 534 code for a protein of 134 amino acids. The record is from RefSeq and is a predicted model, not a curated record. Gene Ontology annotation, molecular function: protein binding. Lineage: Eukaryota; Metazoa; Arthropoda; Arachnida; Ixodida; Ixodidae. The transcript has 5 exons. Gene Ontology annotation, biological process: actin cytoskeleton organization. Gene Ontology annotation, cellular component: microtubule organizing center; filamentous actin.